AUGAACAACGACAUAGAACUUUUGAAAAGCUAUCCCGGUGUAUCACAAGUGGAACAAGUCUUGGACAAGUAUGAGUAUCCCCCGCUUCCAUUGAUUAGUGCUUUGUUGAACUAUAGUAUUCCACAGAUCUACGUGUCAUUACCGAAAACUGCAGAGGCCAAAUUGAGAUGCAUGUUUCAAACAUUGAUAGGUUUGGGUAAUCUACUUGCAAAAGUAUCAACUUUACUGAAGGUAUCAGCUAAUGAUCAUGAGUUGAAGCUAUAUUACAACUUUUUACAAUCGUUGGCAGAUGAACAACUCUUUACAAACAUCACGAAAAAUAGAAAACCUCUUGAGUUGAGAGAGGUCGACAAACUUGUAUUCAAAGGAAAAUUCUUGGCCAUUGUGAAUGAAGUUGGCAUAUCUAAAGGUUGGGGUAUCACCAAUGAGGUUUUAAAGUCAUCCAAGUCGUAUGCAAAUUACCUAUCAAGAGGAAUAUCUGAAUUGUACAGGCAAAAUCUACAACCAGACAUGUUCGUACUUUCAGUCUUGAAUUUUGGCACUGAGCUGUUUACGGAAUUCUUCGAAGUGUUCUUCAACUUUGAUAAGUGGAAGUACUUUCAAGAAACGCUCCUUCGUUUAAAGGAGUUUCAGAGAAAGGGUUACAUCAAAAAGCUACUAUUAAUAUAUAUUGCGCGAAUUGUUAAUGAAGCCAACAUCGUCCCCAUUUACAAUAUUUUAAAAUUCACUUGUGGGUAUAUAGAUGACAAUGGUAUUGAAAGUGUCGUUUUAAGAUCUAACAAGUCGCUAACACAAUUGGUGGCUGCCAUACUAUCACAAAAGGAGGGUCGCAACAAGGACCACGUAAUUUUAAGUCAGUUGCAAAAAUGGACGGACCCAACCUACAUCAAAAACGAGCCUAUAACAAUUCAAGAAUCCAGAACUUUUCUUAUUCUCCAAUUAAUUUCUAGGCGGCAAGAUUGUGAAUUUUUGAAAGGAUUGACAAAGAACAAAAUAUGCCUUGAGGGUAUAAGUAAUCAUCUCCAAUCAUUUUCGGAGAACGUGAGGUCUCUUGGAAUCAUUCUAGCUGACAGAGUAUGUGAGCUUAGCGGGGAAGACAAAAUUUUCAAGUCUGCAAAUCUUGGUCAUGACUUUAUUGAAUUAUUGACGCCCGUGGUACAACUUGAUGAUAUGAAUGAUGACGAUGCUUGGAAAGCCUUGUAUCAAGAAGAUACUGAAUCACUUAUUCCCAAACCAGUCAAUAUAAAUACCACACUCAACCAGAACAUCACAGUGAAAGACACUUCAGAUGAUGAUGAUGAUGAUGAUGAUGAUGCAUCCCAACCUCAAAAAAUCAAGAUUCCAGAUCCCAUAUACGUGAAAGAUUUGAUAUCAUACAUCACGGUAGAUACAAAAAAUCCCCAGGCGUACGACAUGCGACGAGUUGCUUUGAUGCAAGGUCCUACUCUUUUACGGCAAAAAUUUCGUCAUGGCAGUGAAGUUGAAUUUUAUUCCCAGGAUUUGCUAGCAAACCUCAUUGCUUUGGACAACUUUUACAAUGAUCCUGAUUUUGAUGAUUUAAAGUUGGUCAAUAUGGUCAGCGUUAUAGUUACAAAUCCAAAUGUGACAUUUUACAUGUUUGGGUUAUUGUUGGCUGGUGAUUAUUCUUUACAGCAGAGAAUGUUUAUCUUGUCCUCUACAUCAUUGGCUGCGCGUGAGCUACGUGGUAUAAAGGAUGAUAUUGUCUCAAAGUCAUUUACUGAAAAGUCAUUUCCAACGAAGCAACUUCCUCAAAGAUUACAUAACAAGUAUAUUGGUCAAGGUGGAACAAAAUACAUGGAUCAAAUUGAAAUUGGGCUUCAGGAUUCACUUAUGCAUCAAGCUUCAAGUGAUGCCCAAGAUCAAAUGCUAGGUAAAGGUAAAUUGGUGCGCAUUUCACGAUCUCUUACUCGACCAAAAGAUGUUCAACCAAGUGAAAAACCUAUCAUACCUAAUUUUUACAAAAUCAUCGGCACAAAUUUCUUCUUUCCUUUGCUUAAUGUCUGGUACGAGUCUGGAUCGAUUGAUAUUGGACAUUACUCGCCAAUAUUCAUUGCGCAUUAUAUUAAGACAUUGAGUUUACUACUUCACGUCGCCUACCCAUCGUCCACGCAACUCAAAGAUAUGAUUAAGGAGUUUUUGUUAUUAUCGUGUGCUGUGAUCCGAAAAGUUACUCUAGAAGAAAUUCAGGUGAUUGAAUCAAUCCUUACUGGGAUUUUGCUAAUAUUGGAGCUCAUUGAUGCCGAAUUUUUGGUUCUAAACUUUAACGAUGAAGUAGUGUUGGUGUACAAUUGGUUAACCAUGACAUGGGAGGGAAUCAUUGAUAAUAGGAUAAAAAGUCUUGCAGCUGGUUUGUUAUUGAAGUUGCAGGAAGUGUCAAAGAAAUUCGAGAGAACAUUGAUUGACCAAGAUUAUGGUCUUUAUUGA
Lodderomyces orthopsilosis Co 90-125 is the source of this 2445-nucleotide messenger RNA. RefSeq lists its product as uncharacterized. Gene Ontology annotation, cellular component: cytosol. Gene Ontology annotation, biological process: protein stabilization; telomere maintenance via telomerase. The coding region runs from base 1 to 2445 and encodes 814 amino acids. Gene Ontology annotation, molecular function: Hsp90 protein binding; telomeric repeat DNA binding. Lineage: Eukaryota; Fungi; Ascomycota; Pichiomycetes; Serinales; Debaryomycetaceae. The record is from RefSeq and is a predicted model, not a curated record. The transcript has a single exon.